AAAUGCUUCUUCUUUCCAUUCGUUAGUUAGUCUCUCUCUCUCCCUUCUAUCCCCCUUUAUUCACGCCGCUUUCACUUCCAUUAUCACACAUUUCUUUCCCAUUUCCUACAACAAAACAAACACCACAGACCCUCUUCUUCUCCAUUCCACCACCAUCUUCCAAUUUUCUAUUCCAUUCUCUUCUCUGUCUCUUUUCUAAACAAAGAGAGAAAAAAGAGAAAAACAAUGUCUGAGCUGUGCUUGUCAAGCACAACCAAGACUACUACCAGUCUUCUCCUCUCUGACUUCUUCCUAUUUUGUUCCUUCAUUCUCUCUCACCCUCUCUACUUCUCUUACUUCAUCUUCUUCUCUCCUUACCUUCUCAAACUCCUCUCCUUUCUCUCUCCUCUCUUCAUCACCACUUCCCUCCUCCUCCUCGCUCUCCUCACCCUCUCUCCCACCCUCCAUCACAAUUCUACACCCCAAUUGCUUGAAUCCAAAGUUGGGUUUUUUCUCUCUACAUACCAUGCACUUGUACACACACUCAAGUCCAAAACAGAGCACAAAAAUGAAGAGUUUCAUCAAUUUGAUGAGCUUGAAGCCUGUAGAAUUGUGUUCGACACAUCUAUUUUCGAUGUAGAAGAAAUCCCAUUUCAAGAUUGCUCACCACCACUUGAAUCAACCACCAUUGUCGAGAGUUUGAGUACCGAAUUAGGAAAAUCAACACAAGUUACUCACACAGAAACUACUGAUCAUCAGCCUGACAUGGAAGCAAAGUCUUUGGAAGGUUUUUUACAAGCAUUGGAUGAGUUUGAGAGCAUGACUAAUUACAAUGUGGAAGAGAAGAAAAUUGAGUCAAAAGGCCCCAAGCCCGAUAAAGUUGAAGGACAACAAAAGGAAGAGUCAAUUGCGACAAGGGGAUCCGAGGCAACACUUAUUAAAAUAAGAGUUGCCACCAAUAAAGUUAACACUGAUAACGGAGACGAGUACACUAAUUGUGCUGACAAUGGCGGAGAGUACACGUCAGACGUCACGGAGACGGAGAUUAGUUCGCGGACAUUGGAUUCGAAUCUGGGGAGCUAUGGAUCAAUGAGGAGGGAGAAGGAAUGGAAGAGGACGUUGGCGUGCAAGCUGUUCGAGGAGAGGCACAAUGUGGAGGAAGGCGGCGAAGGGAUGGAUUUGCUUUGGGAGACGUACGAAAUGGAUUCGAGUAAGAACAAGGGGAAGGCCAUGGGCAGCAUGAAGAAGAAGGGGAAGAAUAAAGGUGAGAGUGAGUACUACGAGGACGACGAGUACGACGAAGAGUUGGAUGGGCAAUUGUGUUGCUUACAGGCAUUGAAGUUCUCAGCAAGAAAGAUGAAUCUAGGAAUGGGAAGGCCUAAUCUUGUUAAGUUUUCCAAGGCCAUCAAAGGGAUUGGAUGGUUGCAUCGUGUGACCAGUACUCAUGGUAGUAGAAAGAGGUAAAAAAAAAAAAAAAUCUGAGUUGGUGUUGGUGUUUUGGCUUUUAAUGUUAAAUUGCCAUGGCAAAGUAUGUGUAAUUUAUUUCAAAAUUAAAUUAAGUAAAUAUGUUCCUUCCAAUCCUCGAAAAUUCGAAUAUGUAUUCUCACGCUUAAUAUUUGUUAUUGUAUUUUGCAAUAUAUAA
Cornus florida is the source of this 1621-nucleotide messenger RNA. RefSeq lists its product as uncharacterized. The record is from RefSeq and is a predicted model, not a curated record. The coding region runs from base 226 to 1443 and encodes 405 amino acids. The transcript has a single exon. NCBI's taxonomy places the organism in Eukaryota, Viridiplantae, Streptophyta, Magnoliopsida, Cornales, Cornaceae.